This is a messenger RNA of Physcomitrium patens, 1403 nucleotides long. RefSeq names its product protein DMP5. NCBI's taxonomy places the organism in Eukaryota, Viridiplantae, Streptophyta, Bryopsida, Funariales, Funariaceae. The record is from RefSeq and is a predicted model, not a curated record. Gene Ontology annotation, biological process: endomembrane system organization.
UUCUAUCUAGAAACAGCAGAGCAUCACAAGUAUGCAGCUUGAAUGGUGGCUCUGUUCUCGUCGCGUCUCACAGGAUCUGCUGGGCUCUCCACACUGCAACUAGUAGGAAAUAAAUCUGCUUGAAUCAGCUCGAGUUUUGCUUUCAAAUUACAAAAGGUAUUCCGCUGGUUGUUGUUGGUUUGCAAGAACAGUCGAACUAGACCCGGAGUUCAGAUUCUGAGUGCGACGAAGGAAGGAGGACAUAUCUAAUCGCACCACACUUUGAGGGGCACUCGACGCUAUCAAGCAUCAUCUUCAAGUCGGUAGCCAUCAUCUAGAAGUUGUACGAGGUCGUCAAGCGGAUCAUCGCCGUCUUGAAAAGCUGCAGCAGUAUGUCAGGCUUCAGGACCACGAAGGAUAUCCUCACUCAGCUAGCCAAUGUUCUUCCCACGGGGACGUUCAUGCUUUUCCAGCUGAUCGCCCCUCUCGCCACUAACAAUGGCCACUGCGGCAAGACUGAGAAGAUCGUGACGGGUGUUCUCCUGGCAGUUUUUGCAGUGAUUAUCGUUGUGUCUUGCUUCACGGACAGCGUUAAGGUUCCCAGCACAGGGAAGGUCUACUAUGGACUGGUCACCACCAAGGGCUUGUGGAACCUAAGCUUCCAGGGGUCGGGAAUUCCGGGGGUCUCCGGCGCGUACUACACAGCGGGCGGGAGCAAGUACACGCUGAGAGUGUUUGAUUUUGUCACUGCUGCGCUCUCGUUGUCUGCUUUUGCCACAUUGUCACUCCUUACGGAUCCUGUGUCUGGAUGCUACUGGAAACAAUUGAGCUCAACUGUCGUGAAGACCGUUCCCCUGAUUGUGGGCGUGGCGGUCUCGUUUGUGAUGACCUUCGGGCCCUCAGCACGAAACGGCUUCGGAUUCAAAGUCGAUGCUUCCGUCCCAGCAAAAUCGGCUCCCAGGACCAGCUUGUUAGGCACGCCGGCGAUCUCCACCUCUUCGGUCUGAUUAGGGCCUGUAAGAUUGCAGGUGUUAAUAAAGGAGCUAUCCAGAUUUCCAUCACUCGGAACUACGUUUGGAGGCAGUCGCUUUUUGUGUUCAGCUGUGUGUUAAUAGCUGUACUUAUUCAUAAAGAUGCUCGUCUUGUUGGAUGAUGUCUGUUUCGUGUUUCUGGCGCGAAAGAUUAGUAUGUGUGGCGCAUUUGAUAUGUCUCUAGUAUGAAUGGGAAAUAGCUCAAAGGACAAAUCGUCACAGAACUUAGAAGCUAAGGCAAUGUCUUCAUCUCAUGGCGAUGCUUUGAACACGUCUCUUAACAUCCAUUGAACUUGAUUCGGUAGCAUAGUAGUGAUGGGUGAAGCGUACCACUCUUGUAACAAAAUCAUUCUUUCUAAACUUUCUCAAAAAGCUGCAAAACAAUUUCGAGUA